AUGGACCCCGGCGAAAACACGCGCCCGGCAUCGCAGCUUAUCGCUGGCUUUGGCUCACCUACCACGCCAACAGGCCCGCCGCCUGGUUCACGGAGAAGUCUCUUCGGACAAAGCAAUCUGGGACAAAGUUAUAUGGGCCAAUCCGUUCGCUCUGUCCACCCUCCGCCGCCACCUCCCCCAGCACAUGAUGCGGAAAAGGAUGAGUUGCGCGUUCAAGUCAGCACUCUCAGAUACGAGUUAGAAAGUAUCAAGCAAGAACGAGACCUACAGACCCUUCGAUUCGAGAAAGAGACACGGGAUCUCCAGUUGAAAGCAGACGCUGAUUUUAAAAGGGCACAGGCUUCUGAGACCGCAAAUACCCGUGCUACCCAGAAAACCGAAGCCGUUGUGAAGGAGUUGAAGGACAUCCAAGAACAAGCCCUGAAUGAGAAAGCCAGCCUAGACCGAAAGAACAGGAACCUUCAAGAUGAAGUCCAAAUGAUUCAGGAAGAACUUACGGAAACCCAAGCCCAAGCCUCCGACCACCAACGCCAAUCCAAAUACCAGAUCAGCGAGUUGGAAACAGUCCGGGUUUCCCUCCAGAAUACUAUCCAGGAGCUCCAAAAUGAUCUUCUUGAGGCGCGAACGGCCCAACAAGCAACCCAGGAGAAGUUAAGCCAACGAGAGGCCGAGGUCGCUGAUCUCGAGUCCGAGAAUAUCCGGUUAAAAGCAGAAGGCAACGAUGCAGAAGCUCUUCUGGUUCUCAAGAGAGAGCUUACUGAACAAGUCACCCAUCUUCGCGAGCUGGAGACAACAAACAGGGAACAAGUAACAGAAUUACAACACCUACGAAAGGUUCAGAAGAAUGUCCAGGUGGUCGAUGAACAGAAGAGAUCACUUGAAAAUAAACUACAGCUCAUGCAAGGCGUCGAGGCGGAGCUUGAAACCCUUCAGAUUCAGAAACAAGUCCUAGAGGACGAACGUCAGUCAUGGGCAAGCCUUCUGGAAGAGAACGACCAGCCUACGGAAUUCGACUCCCCCGAGGCGAUUGUCAAAGCCCUUGUUCAGGAGCGAAUUGAGAAAGCAACUUUCAUUGACCGCCUUGGCGCCGUUGAGGCCCAGUUCCUGGAAAAAGAUGAAGCGAUCAGGGCUCUGGAAGACGAGAAAGUUAAGAUAUGCCAAGAGUUGGAAACGGCUCGCGCGACCGCAAAUACAGCCUCUUCUGUAAGUGCACCCGCAGGAGCAGAUGCUCGUGCUCGGGGUCGACUGGAACGUCAACGAGUUCUGGCAGUGAAGGAGGUUGAGUAUCUACGUGCGCAGCUUAAGACUUUCGACGAGGAAGAAUCGACUAUGAAUGCAGAGCAGAGCCAAUUCGAUGAACAAAAGGCUGCCCAGAUCGCACAAUUGCAGCAAUUGGUGGAUGAGUAUCGUGCCGAGCUCCACAAGGUUCACGAGGAGCUGUCCACACGGGAAGCGCCACCUCAGGAAAAGCCACAGUCCCAAGGCACUAAGCGUCCGCUGUCACCAGCAGACAGUGCAGCUGAAAGUGAACGUCUCUCGGUGCUUACCCGGAAGAAUCGUAAGCUGCAAGAGGCGCUCUCCAAAUCAGAACAGGGUACGGCCCUUGCCAAGAAAGAGCUGGAUGCUGCCAAAUCCCAGUUAAGGUCACUCAAAGCCAAGACCCGGACUCGUGUUUUGGAACUACGAGACAACCCCACAGCGGAAGCCGAGAAGAUCAAAAUGACGACCCUCAGGACUCUUCAAUCAGAAAACCGGGAUCUUCUUGCCCAACUACAGGGCAACCCUGCUGGAGUCAGGGUUGCCCCCGUUAGCACGCUCGAGAGCCUUAAGCUCGAAAUCCAAGAAAUGGAGGGCGUUAUUGCUGACAAGGAGAAACGCAAUCGCCGCUUGAGGGAAAUCUACUCUGCCAAGGCCACUGAGUUCAGAGAGGCCGUUGCCUCCCUUCUUGGCUAUAAGCUUGAUAUUCUCCCCAAUGGCCGAGUACGUGUUACAUCCAUGUUCCAUCUGUCCCCAGAGUACCGACAUGGUGACCCUGGUGCCUCCGCCGACUCUCGUGGGCCAGGAAGUAUGGGCAACGGCGAAGAGAAUUCCAUUCUUUUUGAUGGUGAGAAUGGGUCGAUGAAGCUUUCCGGUGGAAACAACAGUCUCUUCGCUAUGGAGAUCAAACCUUUGUUGAAGUUCUGGGUACAGGAAAGGAAAGACAUUCCUUGCUUCCUCGCAGCAAUGACCCUGGAUUUUUACGAUAAAACCACCCGUGCAACCAGGGUCUGA
Messenger RNA from Penicillium verhagenii, 2271 nucleotides. Its product is annotated as coiled-coil domain-containing protein MAD1. NCBI's taxonomy places the organism in Eukaryota, Fungi, Ascomycota, Eurotiomycetes, Eurotiales, Aspergillaceae. The coding region runs from base 1 to 2271 and encodes 756 amino acids. Gene Ontology annotation, biological process: attachment of mitotic spindle microtubules to kinetochore; mitotic spindle assembly checkpoint signaling. The transcript is spliced from 3 exons. The record is from RefSeq and is a predicted model, not a curated record. Gene Ontology annotation, cellular component: kinetochore; mitotic spindle; nuclear envelope.